This is a messenger RNA of Panicum virgatum (switchgrass), 2082 nucleotides long. Its product is annotated as homeobox-leucine zipper protein ROC6-like. Gene Ontology annotation, biological process: regulation of DNA-templated transcription. The record is from RefSeq and is a predicted model, not a curated record. The coding region runs from base 1 to 2082 and encodes 693 amino acids. The transcript has 8 exons. NCBI's taxonomy places the organism in Eukaryota, Viridiplantae, Streptophyta, Magnoliopsida, Poales, Poaceae. Gene Ontology annotation, molecular function: DNA binding; DNA-binding transcription factor activity, RNA polymerase II-specific; lipid binding.
AUGGAGAAUGACAUUCCGCUGAACAACAAUGAUGGACAAGGCAAUAGCCUCAACCCUGGAAAUGAGACAGUCCACCCGAACUGGCUCAACAACAUGGAAUGUUAUCAAGAUACUAUGGAGAACAACUGGCCGCUGAACAACAAUGAUGGACAAGGCAACAAUAGCCUAAACCCUGGAAAUGAGACAGGCCACCUCAACUGGCUCAACAGCCUGGAAGAAUACGAUAUGGAUGCUCUCAUGGGAGCCGAUGACCAUGUGAACAAUGAUCAGGAUGAGGAUGACGAGGAGCACAACCUCCAGGGCGCGGAAUCAUCGUCCAAGCGUAGCGGGAAACGCUUCACUGCAGAGCAGAUUCUAGGACUCGAAUCUUUGUACCAAAGGUGUCCCCACCCGGAUGAUUCAACGCGUAAGGAUCUUGCUGCCAGGAUUGGGUUAGAUGCAAGGCAGAUCAAGUUCUGGUUCCAAAACCGACGCAAUAAGGUUAAGGUGAAAGCAGUUGGAGAUGAGAACAAGGGCAUUCAGCAAGAAAAUGCUCAGCUGCAGGUCGAGAACAUGGAACUCCAGCAGAAACUGCUAUGCGGCUCAUGUCGUGACCCAAACGAGAAAUGGCACCUGCUCAAUGAAAAUGCAAAGCUCAAGGACACGAAACGGCGUGCGCAAGACUACCUGAUCAAGCUCAUCCACGUUACAAAAGUUCCUCACUCUGAGACACUGGAGCAUCUGGAAUCAGCUGCCCUGAACCUGGUGCCAUUCACCGAUGAUUGCAGCACUGACCAGGACACACUUGUCUCGUACACUGAACGUGCCUUGUAUGAGUUUGUGAUGUUAGCAAGCAAGGGUGAGCCGAUGUGGCUGCCUGCCACCAAUGGCAAGAUCCUAAACGACCUGGAGUACAAAGACCAUACGUUCCCGGGACUACUUGGGCCCUGCCCACAGGGGUUUGUCAUGGAGGGAACCAAGGGGACUACCUUAGUCAGGGGAAAUGCCUUUGACCUCGUCGGCCUCCUCAGUGAUGUGACACGCUGGUCCAAUAUGUUCCCUGGUAUCAUACAAGGUGUAAGGGCUAGCAAUAUUGUCUCCGGUGGCAGUUUCACUUCCCUCGACGGGCUAAUUCAGAAGAUGAAUGUCGAUCUGUGGGUGCAGGCACCACGCGCACCAAACCGCAGCCUGAAGUUUCUAAGGUUUAGCAAGCGGAUUGAAAACAACCAGUGGGCUGUGGUGGACGUGUCCAUGGAUGGCAUCCGUGGAAUUGAACCAGAUGGCAGGCGAAUUGGGUACAUGAGCUGUAGGUUGCUGCCCUCUGGCUGCCUCCUUCAGGACAUGAGCAAUGGCCUUUGUAAGGUCACAUGGAUUGUGCAUGCAGAGUACGAUGAAGCCUCUGUGCCACCGCUCUUCAGACAAUUUUUCCAGUCUGGGACGGCUCUUGGUGCAAGCCGUUGGCUCGCGUCCCUCCAGAGGCGGUGUGAGUACAUGGCUAUUAUGCACUCCAGCCAUUCCUCAGGGGCAGCCAUGUCGCCGCUGGGAAGAAAUAGCGUCUUGGAGCUGUCCCAGCGGAUGAUGGCGAGCUUCUAUACUGCCGUGUCGAAGCCGGUCGCUCCGCUGGAUCCAAGUAACAUUGUCAACGAGUGGCGUGGUAUCUGUAACAUUGGUACCAAUAUGUUUGAGGCAACUGUGCGCAUGGUUUUACAUCAAAUGAACAGCAACAUGCUGAUCCUGCAAGAGGCAACCAGCGACUUGUCAUGCUCGCUGCUGGUUUACAGCUUGAUUGAAAAGAAUAUGAUGCGCGCUGUCAUGGAUGGCGGUGACAACACCACUGCCUUCCUUCUGCCCUCCGGAUUCGCCAUCCUCCCAGAUGGUUAUGUCAGCUAUGCUGCUGCUGCUGGUGGUGCAAGCUCCUCCAACGUUCCCAACACCAGCCAAAACGGUUCUGCAGGAUCUCUUCUUACCGCAGCCUACCAGGCAUUGUUGUCCAGCUCCGCAGACCAUGCAGCGUGGACCAUGGACGACGCUGGAAACCGUAUCUGCCAUGCGAUAAGCAAAAUCCUGGCUGCCGUUGGGGCUGAUAUUGCUAUCCCGGCCUGA